Molecule: messenger RNA, 1658 nt
Organism: Ctenocephalides felis (cat flea)
Lineage: Eukaryota; Metazoa; Arthropoda; Insecta; Siphonaptera; Pulicidae
Product: hexokinase type 2-like
Exons: 9
Coding region: 278-1618 (446 amino acids)
Biological process (GO): glycolytic process; glucose 6-phosphate metabolic process; intracellular glucose homeostasis
Cellular component (GO): mitochondrion; cytosol
Molecular function (GO): mannokinase activity; fructokinase activity; ATP binding
Source: RefSeq, a predicted model, not a curated record
AUACCAGUUUAAACCGUUAUAUAUAACAUAAUAAUACCAAUUUUAUACCUGAAGUUUAUUAGAAGUUAUCGUGGUAAAUAAGUAUACUACAAUACGACACGAGUGUGCAUGGAAGUGAGGUUAGGUUUUCUAGCAAAAUAUUUCUUAAAUAUAUUUACAAUAUUGUGGAUAGAUGAAAAUAACCAGAUAAAUGUGUAAUUUUUGUUAAAUAGAAAAAUAUAGAUAUAUUGUGAUUGAUUUUAUAUAAUAGAGUUGUGUGUUAGUGGAAACUGCAAACAUGAGAAUGGCCAGCAAUAUAAUUAGGGAGCGAUGUAACGAGCUCGUCCUAUCAAAUGAAAAACUUAAAGAAAUAAUGGUUCGAUUAGACACCGAAAUUCAGAAAGGUCUCUCUCGAAAACAUCAUGACUCGGCAAUCGUGAAAUGCUUCAUCACUUACGUCCAGAACUUGCCAAACGGCGAAGAGAGAGGCAAAUUUCUGGCUUUAGAUUUAGGUGGUACCAAUUUCCGAGUGCUUCUGAUAACCUUGGGAGAAAACCGUGAAUUUCAAAUGGCGUCCAAAAUCUAUGCAAUUUCAGAAUCAAUAAUGACGGGAUCAGGAGAUCAGCUAUUUGAUCACAUAGCUGAUUGUUUAGCCAAAUUUAUUAAGGAGCACAAAGUUGAAGAAGAGACACUACCUCUCGGUUUCACAUUUAGUUUCCCAUUAAAACAAAUCAGUUUGACUAAAGGCUUAUUGGUUAGAUGGACGAAAGGUUUCAAUUGUUCAGGAGUUGUAGGGCAAGAUGUAGUUACCCUUCUCAAAGAGGCUAUAAAGAGACGCGGGGACAUUAAAAUCGAUGUGUGUGCCAUUCUGAACGACACGACCGGAACACUGAUGUCGUGCGCUUGGAAAAAUACCAAUUGCAGAAUUGGGCUCAUUGUCGGUACUGGUACCAACGCCUGUUAUGUAGAAAAUUUAAGCAAAGCCGAAUUGUUUGAAGGCGACUCAAGCGGCGAUAGAGUUCUAAUAAAUACUGAAUGGGGCGCAUUUGGAGACAACGGCGUCCUAGAUGAUGUCAGGUCGCAAUACGACAUUGACGUCGAUGAGCAUUCCAUCAACCCUGGCAAACAAUUAUUUGAAAAAAUGAUCUCAGGCAUGUACAUGGGUGAACUAGCAAGAUUAGCCAUUGUAAGAUUUGCUAAAGAAGGUCUUUUAUUUGAUGGCAAAUUAUCCAGUAUGCUUAUGAAAAGGGGCAAUUUUUUUACAAAAUAUGUUUCGGAGAUAGAAGCAGAUGGUCCAGGCCAAUAUGCCAAUUGCAGGGAAAUUUUGGAUGAAUUAGGUCUAUCUUUUGCAACCAAUGAGGAUUGUAAAUGCGUGCGAGAAAUUUGUGAAUUGGUAUCCCGAAGAGCAGCCGAUUUGGUCUCGGCGGCUGUAUCAACCCUUAUUUGCAGAACAGGUGAAACAAACGUCAUUGUGGGCAUAGAUGGCGGUGUUUAUAGGUACCAUCCGCAUUUUAGGGAUCUUAUGACGAACAAGAUUGGUGAAUUGUUACCAGAAGGGAUCCAGUUUGAUCUAAUGCUGUCACAGGAUGGAAGUGGCCGGGGGGCUGCAUUGGUUGCAGCGGUUGCUUCGAGAACAUAACAAAAAAUUAAGUUUAAGUCAAAUAGAAAUUAUGAUGAGG